UUCCCAAGCCAGCUUUUCCAGUCUCUAAGGGAAGGAGAGAGAGGUGAGGCGAGAAGCGAGAGAGGGCUGGAAGAGGGAAGAGCUCGGGUUAAGAUGUUUGGUGUUCCUAUUUCUGGCAGAGGGGAGAACGUAUUAUGUAUGAGAAGUUAACCAUAAUGAACCUGCAAAGCGGCUUGAACUGGACUGAGCCUAACAACUGGUACCAUGACCUGACCACAGUACAAGCAAAACACAGCAAAGUGGCCGAGGGCUGUCUUUUGGACACAGACGGAGGCCUGGGGGACAAAGGUGGUGGUGGAGGAGGAAGAGGAGGAGUAGGAGGAGGGCCGGUCGAGAGGGACGAGGGCGAGGAGUCACAGCUGAGGCUGCAGCUGAAGAGGAAGCUACAGAGGAACAGGACCAGCUUCACUCAAGAGCAGAUUGAGGCGCUGGAGAAAGGUCAGACAGGUUUCAGCCAAUCACAAUUCACCAUGCUUGAGCUUCAGCCAAUCAGUUUCUUGAUUGAGCUUCGGCCAAUCACAUAG
Salmo salar (Atlantic salmon) is the source of this 524-nucleotide messenger RNA. RefSeq names its product paired box protein Pax-6-like. NCBI's taxonomy places the organism in Eukaryota, Metazoa, Chordata, Actinopteri, Salmoniformes, Salmonidae. The record is from RefSeq and is a predicted model, not a curated record.